Suhomyces tanzawaensis NRRL Y-17324 is the source of this 2181-nucleotide messenger RNA. Its product is annotated as putative metalloendopeptidase. Bases 1 to 2181 code for a protein of 726 amino acids. The transcript has a single exon. Gene Ontology annotation, cellular component: cytoplasm. The record is from RefSeq and is a predicted model, not a curated record. NCBI's taxonomy places the organism in Eukaryota, Fungi, Ascomycota, Pichiomycetes, Serinales, Debaryomycetaceae.
AUGACAAUUACAUUCAAUUACCAAAACAAUGAGAUAGUAUCUUCCCCUACAGUUAUUGUUAGUGGAAGUACAUCCGCAAUUGGCCAAGGGUUGGUGACUUUUACCAAUAAUGACAACAAAGUAUUCCCACCCCAGACAUUUGAGGUGAACCAGGGCCAUUUCAAAGCUAUUCUUCACGUCUCCCCAGGAGACCCUAACGUGUUCAACGUCGUUGUCUCUGACGGGUAUCUUAAUGGCUAUGGAUUCGCCGAGGCAAGGAGCAGAGAAGUCGACACUGGGUCCUUAUCGUUGGUGUUCUACCCUUUGCCUCAGAAUAAACCUAUACACUUAUGUGUUAUUCUCGGCAGAGAUUCAAAUGGUUCAUAUGAUAUGCCAAAGUAUAGACUAAAUAGAGGCGAGAAAGCUGACUUACAAUCAGCAAUUUUGAAGUUGAAGGUCGCAGGAAGGUUGAUGCAAGCGUACACGCAAGAAGAAAUGAGAUCAAUUGGCCUCAGCAAUAGGAGUUUCCAAUUUGUUGAAGAAGAACAGGAUUAUCAGGGAUUAUUUGGAUUUGACGUGAAGUCACCCACACCUCACACCGAAAUUAAAGUACAUGUUUUGAGGUCCCCCAAGACCGUUGCAGAGUUGAGAGAUCCAAAUAUCGCCCAACAAAACCCCAAUGCCUCCGAUGCUGGAGGUCUAUUCUCUCAUGCCUUGGACCUUAUAAAAAACAAUCCAGAGAUCUACGAUAAAAGAAGGAAACACAACACUGCAGUACAGUGUGCUGUCUUAUAUUUGGAUGCAACGUAUGAUCGCAGAAAUGAUAUGAUUCUAACCCACGCUGCAUUGGGAGGCGGUGAUGGAGAUGUAAAAUUGGCUAUUUUUGGAUCUCAUGGAUUGCAUUCGUGGCCCAUCAAUUUUCCUCAAGUUACUCCCUCGUUUCUUGACGCAACCCACUUGUCUAAGAAUGAAGUAGCAAAUGAUGCAAAUGAAUGUGGAACAAGCUGGGAAUGCUUGAAUAUUACUUUGGGUGCCUUCAUGCACGAGAUUGGACACUUGUUAGGAUGUCCACAUCAAGUAGAUGGUGUAAUGUUGAGAGACUAUGUUUGGUUUAAUCGGUCUUACAUGACAAGAGAGCUACAAUGUUUGAGGACAAAUUCUCCGGGUGCAGUUAUUGGAAGGAAUGGAGUAUGGCCCGUUUCUUGUCAUUGGAACAGAUUAGAUCUCAUUAGAUUCUUAUAUCAUGACUCGUUCAGUUUGCCAAUCGAUACAUUUCCAAAAGUUUAUUCUACUACCUACAAGGAUGACAAUUCAUAUGAGAAUAAUACUGCUCCUACUUCAUACAAUACUCCCAAAGGUGGAGCUGUUGCAAAAUCGAGUGCUGGUAUUUAUUUAGUAGAGUUUAUUAUUGAGGAUUUGGCAAGACAUCAUAUGGUUUUUUACCCUGAAAACUAUGGUGGAAAGGGUCCUCAGCAUGAGUUGAACUUGAAUUACAACACUUGCUAUGAAGAGUUGAAAAAAUAUGGUGAUAAGGCCAGCCCAGAUUUUGAUGUCAAAAUUUUAUCGAUCGGUGGUGAAAUAACAAUUUGGAAUUUUAAGAAUUGCUCAUCAGGUAGCAAAGACAAUAUAAUCAGAAGCGAUUUUGGUUUAGGAAAAGGUACAAUUAACGCUUACAAAAGUGCAUUAUUGGGAAGUUCAAAAGAUCAACAGCCCCAAAUUAUUGGUUUCGAUAUUAGGAAUAUUUACAAGGUGAGAGUCUACCAUGGUGGGGCAUUGGAUGGAGUCCGAUUCUUUUACACUGAAGGUAAAGCCCAAGGAGACUCGAACAAUGUUCCUCCAGUACCACCAAGGGAUUAUUCCAACAAGUUCAGCAAGAUGUUCAAGAAACUACUGAUAGAACCAUCAGUCCAAGGUGGAUCAAGAGAAUCUUUGAUUGGAAAUGAGAAAUCACACUAUUCUGAUUAUGAGAUUCGCCCCGGACAGUAUAUCACGAAGUUUCACUUCAGAAAUGGAGCUUGGCUUGAUGCAAUUCAAUUCGAAACAAAUACUGGAGAGAAGUCCCCAAUGUUUGGUAAUGCAGAAGGAGGGCAUUUGUCUACUCUUGAGGCGCCAGGCCCAGAGUAUACAAUUGUCGGAAUGUAUGGCUAUACUGGAUCAUGGAUGGACGGUUUGGGUAUCGUAUACACUGACGAGAUUCGUUAA